GGGACAGCGCGGACAUGGUGGUUUAUCCGCCGCUCUAACUUCGAUAUCUCCGCCUCCCUUCACCCCCCUACUCACUCAUUAACUCCUUCCUCCCCUGCUCCUCCCCAACGGACAUCCCAAAGCUCUCUCUCUCUCUCUCGCGCGCGCCCUCAGAUCUCUCUCCCUCAUUCGUUGCUUCGACAAUGCAGUCCUCUCUCUCCCUCUCCUUCUCCCAGGGCUCCUCCGCCGUGGCUCUGGCCCCGAGAUCGCGCCUCUCUCCCGACUCCCUCCCCCUAGCCUCUCCGGCGGCGCCGGCGAGCCUCAGGUUCUGCGGCCUCAGGCGCGAGGCCCUUGGAUUCAGCUCCCUCAGGAAGUCAGGCUGCGGUGCCAGCGGGAGCGUCCUCGUGGCGAGCCAGAACCGCGCUCCCGGGCGAGUCUCGGCCUCCGCCUCUGACAAUGGAAGCGCUCCGAAGUCGUUCGACUACGACCUCGUCAUAAUUGGAGCUGGCGUCGGCGGACAUGGAGCCGCACUUAAUGCCGUGGAAAUGGGUCUGAAAACUGCCAUCAUUGAAGGUGAUGUUGUGGGAGGAACAUGUGUGAACAGAGGUUGUGUUCCUUCCAAAGCCCUGCUGGCAGUAAGUGGUAGGAUGAGGGAACUUCAGAGCGAUCAUCACUUGAAGGCUUUGGGUUUGCAGGUUGCAGCUGCUGGGUAUGACAGACAAGCGGUGGCUGAUCAUGCAAAUAAUCUUGCUUCGAAAAUACGGAACAAUUUGACGAAUUCCAUGAAGGCACUUGGCGUAGAUAUUCUUACUGGUGUUGGCACAGUUUUGGGCCCACAAAAAGUGAAAUAUGGAAAGGACAACGUGAUUACUGCAAAGGAUAUAAUCAUCGCUACUGGCUCUGUGCCUUUUGUCCCCAGGGGCAUCGAAGUUGAUGGGAAGACUGUUAUCACUAGUGACCACGCUCUGAAGUUGGAGUCUGUGCCUGAUUGGAUAGCCAUUGUUGGAAGUGGUUACAUUGGUCUUGAAUUUAGUGAUGUGUAUACUGCACUUGGAAGUGAGGUAACAUUUAUUGAAGCUCUAGAUCAGCUUAUGCCUGGAUUUGAUCCUGAAAUUGGCAAAUUGGCCCAAAGAGUUCUGAUAAAUCCACGGAAGAUUGAUUAUCACACAGGAGUCUUUGCUAGCAAGAUCACCCCAGCAAAGGAUGGCAAACCAGUCACCAUAGAGCUUAUCGAUGCUAAGACCAAGGAACCAAAAGACACAUUGGAGGUAGAUGCAGCACUCAUUGCAACUGGGCGGGCUCCAUUUACUCAAGGUCUUGGCUUGGAAAACGUCAAUGUAGUGACGCAACGUGGAUUUGUUCCCGUAGAUGAACGUAUGCGAGUAAUUGAUGCAAAUGGGAAUUUGGUUCCUCACUUGUACUGUAUCGGUGAUGCAAAUGGUAAAAUGAUGCUUGCUCAUGCUGCUAGUGCACAAGGAAUUUCAGUGGUUGAACAAGUGACUGGAAAGGAUCAUGUGCUCAAUCACCUCAGCAUCCCAGCAGCUUGUUUUACGCAUCCUGAAAUCAGUAUGGUGGGAUUAACUGAGCCACAAGCAAGAGAAAAAGCAGAAAAGGAGGGAUUUGAAGUGAGUGUUGCAAAGACAAGCUUCAAGGCCAACACAAAAGCCCUAGCAGAAAAUGAGGGGGAAGGACUCGCAAAGUUGAUAUACAGACCAGACAAUGGAGAGAUACUUGGCGUCCAUAUAUUCGGGCUGCACGCUGCUGACCUCAUCCACGAAGUAUCAAAUGCAAUUGCUCUAGGGACACGUAUUCAUGAGAUAAAAUACGCUGUUCAUGCACAUCCGACCUUGUCCGAGGUGGUAGAUGAACUGUUCAAAUCGGCAAAGGUCCACUCUCAAGCUCCCAGUCCAGUAAGUGAACCAGUCGCAGUCUGAUAAGAUUUUCAUCGAAAUCCGAGUAUAGGUUUUUUUUGAAGGAAUGUGCUUGUGUUAGGGAGAUUCAACAAACUAUUCAGCCUCCGACAGGAUAGAUGAUCAGCGUAAGAGCCACCUUGUCAAAUGGAACACGGACUCGGCGAGUAAGUCGCGGAAGUCCUGGCUUGAAAGGAUCAAGGCUUCAAUGGUGCCCUGGCUUAUUGAUUUUGCUAUUUGUUGCCUCACAGAUGUACUUUUGUCCCUUAUCUAUUCGCCAUGGAGAGACAUAUUCUCGAAUUUUCUUUAGAAUUGGACAUGAUAUGCAAUAAGAAAGCUCUCCUUAUCGUUGGCAAUUUUAGAA
This is a messenger RNA of Punica granatum (pomegranate), 2253 nucleotides long. The record is from RefSeq and is a predicted model, not a curated record. Lineage: Eukaryota; Viridiplantae; Streptophyta; Magnoliopsida; Myrtales; Lythraceae.